AUGGGAGCAUGCUGUGGUAAAGAAGCAAAGCCAGAAAGAGAAAAUCCAAAGGCAUCUGCACAUACAAGUGAACCUGUCACCAAGACAGCUGAAGUAAGAGCCGAAGAAAAGAUUUCAUCUGCUCAGGAUAUAUCUAUAGGAAAUGUAGAAGAUAGUUAUGUUGUUGGAAAAGAACUUGGAAGAGGUGCAUUCUCAGUGGUUCGUGAAGGUACAAAGAAAGCAAACAAUGAAAAGGUUGCUUUGAAAUAUAUCGAAAAGAAAUUUGUAAAGAAGAAGCACAUCGAACAACUUAGAAGAGAGAUUGAUAUUAUGAAAAAGGUUAAUCAUCCAAACGUAUUAGCACUUAAAGAGAUCUUUGAAAGUGAUACUCAUUUAACAUUGGUAAUGGAAUUGGUAACAGGUGGUGAAUUGUUCUAUAAGAUCGUGGAGAGAGGAUCGUUCACAGAGAAGGAUGCACGUAAUGUAGUGAGACAAGUGUGUGCCGGUGUAGAGUAUCUCCACUCACAGGGUAUCGCUCAUCGUGAUUUGAAACCAGAGAAUCUCUUGUGCUCCGGUGACGGUGACGACAUGACCAUCAAGAUUGCCGACUUUGGUCUGAGCAAGAUCUUUGGUGGCGGUGAACAACUGGAGACCAGCUGUGGUACACCAGACUAUGUCGCACCAGAGGUAUUGACCGGUGGCAGCUACGACAACGCAGUCGACAUGUGGUCGAUCGGUGUCAUCACUUAUAUUCUCCUCUGUGGUUUCCCACCAUUCUACGCAUCCAGUCAAAAUCUACUGUUUGAAAAGAUUCUCACCGCUGACUAUGAUUUCCCUGAACCUGAAUGGACACAUGUCUCAGAGUCUGCUAAAUCAUUUAUUAGAGCAUUGAUUGUUAAAGACCCAGAACAAAGAUAUACAGCCAAGAGAUGUUUGGAGGAUGCAUGGAUCACCGGAUCGGAUAUCAAUGCAGUCGAUCUUCAUAGCCACUUUGCUGAGAAGAUGAAGAAAUAUAAUGACCAAAGAAGAAAUGCACAACCAACCAUCUCAACUCCACCUGUAUCAACAACGACAUCAAGUGUUAUAAAUAUUAAACCAACCGAUCUUAAACCUUUGUUUUCUGAAAUCAUUACAAAUAUUACAAAUAGAGAUGAAUCUGUAGAAUCACAGAAACCUGCAAUUAGAGAAUCGCUAGCAAGACAUCUACCAUCGUUCGAUCAGUCAAAGGUUGCCACUGAUCUGCAACAAGCAGAAUGGAGAUCAAACAUAGAGCUACCUUUAAGACAAGGUUUAAAUAAUCUAUUUAAAUUAGAAUCAAUUAAAAAUGAAAAGAUAGAACAAUUAAUUGAAUUAGCUAUUUUUAUAUAUGAUCUUGGAUAUGUAGAAGCAACCUAUUUGUUAUAUAUAUUCGAGGAUCUGUUUGAGAGUAGAUCUAUCAGUGAAUCGAUAGAGUUGUUCUCACUGAUGGAGUCACGUGUAGAGUUCUUCUCACAGGAUGCAUUCGUUGGAAGUGGCAGAGCAAAGAAGCAGCUGCUCAAGCUGUGUAACGAUAUGUUGAGACGUCUGAGCAAGUCAACCAAUCCAGAGCCAUGCGGUCGUAUCUUGAUAUUCAUGUCAUAUCUCAUCCCAAUGUCAGAUCCAUCCGGUAUCAAUUCGAAAUCGAUCAACAACGAUGAACAUUCAAAUAGUAUUGAAUUACUACUGAAACAACAACAACAAGAUCAGAAUCAAUUAUUGGAUAGAGAUCGGGAUGGCAAUGAGAGUGGUAAUACUGUUGACCUCAAUUUCUAUAGACAAUUCUGGUCGCUGCAAUCAUUCUUUCACAAUCCUUAUCAACUCAUCAAUAAUGUACCGUCAUCGGGAUUUGUUGUCGCUGCCAAUGCAUCGGUUAUAAUCAACAAGGACCGAUGGAAUCACUUUACCCAAGCAGUGGAACUGGUUCUAACUACAUUCGCUACACAUAUCAACCUCGAUGAAUUAGAGGCACUUCCAAAGACACAUUACUUUACAAAGUAUCUCACCGGUAGUAACUUGAUGAAGUUACAACUAAAAGAUGCUAUCUUUAGAAGAAAUAUCCUCACACAACUAUUAUUUACAUUUCAAUUCCUAGAGAUUACAAUUCAAAAGAAUCCAUCGCUAUUCUCUGAUGAUUAUAGAGAAACUAAUUGGAUAUCGUGGAAGAGAGACAAUGCGUGCAAGUCAUUCGAGAAACCAAGUUGUCAACCAAUAGUGGUGAAGAAGAGAAAGGUAAAGAAAGCAUCGUCAUCCUCAAAGGUUACAAUGGGAAAUGCAGAACUCUCGAGACUCUGGAAUAUCUCCAACGAUAAUCAUGAAUUUCUCAAACAGGAGAUGAAGUUGUCGUUGGACACCUACUUGGAACCGUUGAAACAAGAGAUUGCACAGCAAGCGGUCGAAGCGAAACUCAAGGAGGAGAAAGAGGAGCGUCUCAAACAGAAGGAAGCGAAGCGUAGAGAGGAUCGUUUGAAACGCGAGGAGGAACUCGCCGAGAAGAAACGAAAGAAUCCCGACUACGUAAUGACCGAGGAAGACGAAGAACCGAUCAUCAUCGACUCUGACGAACUCGAGGAUCUCGAUGAUCCACAGCCACUCUUGAAAGACGAUCAAAUGUAUAUUUGGAAAACAAUGAGAUUGAUGUCGAGAAAGAGAAUCGAUUGUUUCAGAUCUUCGGAAAACAAAUUAAAAGUAGAUGAAAUCGUACAAUCUUAUUAUAAUAACAAUAAUAAUAAUAAUAAUCAUAAGAAUCAAUCAACUUGA
Molecule: messenger RNA, 2754 nt
Organism: Heterostelium album PN500
Lineage: Eukaryota; Evosea; Eumycetozoa; Acytosteliales; Acytosteliaceae
Product: putative protein serine/threonine kinase
Exons: 9
Coding region: 1-2754 (917 amino acids)
Biological process (GO): protein phosphorylation
Molecular function (GO): protein kinase activity; ATP binding
Source: RefSeq, a predicted model, not a curated record